GUUUUUACAAACGUACGCGAAAAGAUAAGGAACACUCGAUCAUUGUGCCAACAAAUAAACAAACAGAUACUGCACAAAUCCGAUUAACUUCGAUCUACUUUAAUGAAACGUGUACAGAUGCUCAAUGUGAUCUAGCUAUUCGUUAUUUAAUACUGGUAAUCACUGGAAACCCGUUUGUUAUCACCUCAAGGUUAACCUAUGGAUCAUCGGUUCUUACAAGGACAUUAACUAUCACUCCUCAAACUGAUAAUUCCAACAAUCCAUCAGCAAGUCAAGCUCCACUAGCUGGACUGGUUUCUCUUCAGUCUACUACUGUUAAAAAUCAAGUUCUAUCGAACACCAUAACAGCUUUAAAGUUAACACUGACCGUGGUACCCAACAUAUGGCAGACAGUUGACUUUCGACUUUUUGCACCUGGUUCUAGGGGCGACUACAUAUUUCUCAAUCCCAAACUCAUGAGUCAAAGUUCGUUAAUCUCGUAUACCAGCUUAACUGCAUCUACUUUGGACAACAUCAUCAUUGUUGAUAUAGACAAUGCUUAUUAUGAAGGAGUUGCAGGUGAUCCAGUAUCACUGCCUGAAAAUGAGAUAAGCUACUAUAUUGCAUUAUACACUCCAAUUACUAACAGACCAAUAGUAAACUUUACAUAUAACGUGACAAAUGGUUCAGUUUCUUUUUCUGGUAGCUUCCUAUUUUCCACUGUCAUUGGACCAGUAGUAGUGCCAAGUAUUGGUUUGGCAUCUAUGAGUGUGUCUCCUAGUACUACUAACAUAUAUACACAGAUGUGUAAUGGAGGACCAAUUACUUUAACAGCUACUACAUAUCCGUACGGAUCUCGUUGUUCGUAUUUUACACAGUGGGUCAGCCGAUUCACAACUGGUGCUAUAGCCUUGAAUAUAACAAACUCAUCUAUAAUAAACAUUGGAACGGAUUUAUGGAUCCCAACAGCAUUCACUAUGAACAUAAGCUAUGUAGAUAUUUAUACGAGAUUGGAUUUCGGCCCCGUUUGUGUUACAAAUGAUGUCAGUAACUUUGUAAACAUACGAUAUAUUGCUUAUGUAACUGGAGAUUGCAAUGUCACACAAACGACAAGCUAUUCUUUCCCAGUAUAUUUUAGGUCUGUAGAUAAUCCUCAAAACUCUACAGUCAAAUUCAUAGUACUCAACUUCAUACCAACUUUUCCAGUUUACACAAGUAUAAUUGUAGAACAAAGUCAAACAAAUGUAAACCUGCAACCAGGUCAAACAACUACUGUCACUAUAAAGUAUACUCUCCCACUAAAUUCUUUCUAUCCGAAUUCCAAUAUAAAAGUCAUCGGGACCGAUGCCUAUAGUUACAAUGAACCUAUUAUUACGAUCACUGGUUUUCAAAUAAGUGCGGGUUCAAAUUUAGCUCAGGCGAUAUCAACUUACUCAUUUUCUUAUUCACCACUUUAUCAAACAGGACUAAUGAACCAGUUGACAAUUUAUUUUGAUAAUCUCAUUAAUCCCGGCACGGUUAGUGUUCCUCUAAUGCGCAACGCCAUCACUAUUUCAGUGGACAUUAGAUUAAGUGACAGCCAAAUGGUAGAAAAUCGGACUGUUUGGCCGUUGCAGUUCGAAGCCAUAUUUGAUACUGUAAUCAGACUAAGCACGGUAUCUGUAACGUGUAUAAGAACUGGCUUAGAAAAACCGUCAAUCAAGGUUGUAACAUCACAACUGUCAAUGUUCGCGCUCAGUGAUUGCCCUGAUAGAAAUGAGGUCUAUCUUCAAACUCUGGUUCAAAUGAACAAUGGAACAGGACUGGAAUGUGAAAGACAGUCCAUAAUUCUCUAUCUCAGCGCACAAAUACAAUCAGUCGACCUAUUUAAUACAUCUGGAAAUAUAAAUGAUAUUUCACUGAAAUCUCCUCUGAAUUCGAUCAGCAAAUCCGUCCAGUUCACAGCAGGUCGUUUAUACUUUGGUUUGAGUUAUACAACUAUCUUCAAACUGAAGUAUCAACAGUCUUUUGAUUCGUCCAUUGUGAAAUUUCCGGUUUUAGUUGAAGUUGUAUGCAAACCGUAUGAACGUGGUGUGUCCGUCGAGAAUAGUUGUGCACCAGAAACUUUUUAUAAGUUUAGAUCCCAUAUACAUGUUCGAGUUGACUACCGACCGUACACAUAUCCAUGUGACUUACCUCACUAUGUCACAUUGUGGAACUCUGCUGUACAGUUGCCUAAUAGACAAACAAACACAUUUCUAAAUGUUGAUGAUGAUCUGUUUUAUUGUGGGCUUGCUUUCAGUAUGAAGGGUUCAUUUGAUUUGGAGAGCCGUUGCUUCAAGAUUAGUAAAUUACCUGAAAGAACAUGGUCUGACAUGGGACCAUAUGUUGAACAGAUUAUAGCAUAUACCAAACCACUUGGUGCAUUGUUUGGAAUAGGAUCCAAUAGUGCAGGGGUGGUGAUGAGUAAGGAUUUUGGAACGACAUGGAUUUCAAUCAACUCGUUUGCAUAUCAAUAUGCUUUGAAUACUUCGACAGAAGUCAUUACUGCAAGUACGAUACCAUGGAUGUCAGUGACAGGACCUAUUGAUAGUAUAAUGUCUGAUUCAUUCUGCAAGAUGCGGGUGGCUGGACAGUGGAAUGUUUGCAUCAACGAAAUCUAUGCAAAUCAAAUUUUGUUGGCCAACUGGACUGACACUUGCCCAAACACCAAGCCUUUUUAGACAUUACAUAGUCUUAACUUCAAAAUGUUUACUUUGUUUAGAUAUUUGUAGUUUUAUUUAACGUGCUAUUUUAUUUUAUAUGUAACAAUGCGCUAUUUAGUUUAUUUCAAAUCAUACU
Schistosoma turkestanicum is the source of this 2799-nucleotide messenger RNA. NCBI's taxonomy places the organism in Eukaryota, Metazoa, Platyhelminthes, Trematoda, Strigeidida, Schistosomatidae. The record is from the annotation of a GenBank genome assembly.